Brassica oleracea var. oleracea is the source of this 501-nucleotide messenger RNA. RefSeq lists its product as uncharacterized. The coding region runs from base 1 to 501 and encodes 166 amino acids. The transcript has a single exon. The record is from RefSeq and is a predicted model, not a curated record. Lineage: Eukaryota; Viridiplantae; Streptophyta; Magnoliopsida; Brassicales; Brassicaceae.
AUGAAGAUUCUGCUUGAGACUGGGAUGAAAGACUGCAGUGCAACUCAAGUGCCGAUGGAUCCAAGUACAAAGCUGUCGAAAGCACCAAAGGAGAAGGGUGCGAACGAGAGAGACUAUAGAAGAAACAUUGGAUGUCUUAGAUACCUGAUUAAUACCUGGCCAGACCUCUCCUUCUGUGUUGGUGUUCUAAGUAGGUAUAUGCAAGCGCCAAAACAGUCCCACGAAGCGGCAUUGAAACAGGUCUUACGGUAUCUUCAAGGAACCUUAACGUACGGACUUGAGUUCAAGCGAACACAUGGAAUGAAGAUUGAAGGUUACAGUGAUAGCAGCCUUAGUGUGGAUGAAGAUGAUGGUAGAAGCACAACCGGACACGUUUAUUACUUUGCAAACAGUCCUAUUACGUGGUGCUCACAAAAGCAAGAAACAGUUGCACUUUCGUCUUGUGAAGCCGAGUUCAUGGCAGCUAUAGAAGCGGCUAAACAAGCUAUUCGGUUACAAUAA